Molecule: messenger RNA, 2288 nt
Organism: Notolabrus celidotus (New Zealand spotty)
Lineage: Eukaryota; Metazoa; Chordata; Actinopteri; Labriformes; Labridae
Product: serine protease 23-like
Exons: 2
Coding region: 300-1502 (400 amino acids)
Biological process (GO): proteolysis
Molecular function (GO): serine-type endopeptidase activity
Source: RefSeq, a predicted model, not a curated record
GAGUCGGGGUCGGACCCUCUCUCUCUGACUCCGGGUCGUGGUCUGCAGAUGUUGGAGGCGCUCAGACAGACGCAGACCUGCUCCGCCUCCAGCAGCGCGCAAUGAUCCAGACCCUCAUCAGCUCACGGACCUUUCUGAACCGUCCCGGAUUACAGAGACCUGGCAGCUCCUGAGAGGACGUGGUUUCUAUUUUAACAGCGGGGUGUUCAGCAGAGAGAGCCAGUCCUGCUUCAGACCAGCAGAGAGACAGCCGGUCCUGCUUCAGACCAGCAGCUCGUCUCACCUGCAGAGAACCAACCAUGCGCUCGCGGGCUGCGCUCUCCCGGUUUACGUCCCUCCUCUUCCUCUCCUUCCUGUCUCUUCCUCCUGUUCACUCCUCAUCCCGCCCUCAGUGGAUCCUCCAGCGUGUCCCUGUGGUCCUCCCGCAGCAGACCGAGGUCCGGCCGGCCCCUCACUUCCUGUCCCCGGCCCGAUUGGAGGUCAGCUCCCCCUGUGACCCAGAAUGCCACAAGAAGGCCCCGCGGCCCAGCUACUGGGACUUAAGGCAGCUUCUGUCUUAUGAGACGCUGGAGUCUAACGGUGAACUCACAGAGACUGCAAUCGGGAUCUACGGAUACAAACCCGGCUCUGACAACGCUCCAGUCUACUCCUCGGGGUCUCCUGGGCCUCAGCAGUCCCAUGUGAGGAGGAAGAGACAGAUCUUCGGUCAUGAUGGGCGUUUCAGCAUAGCGGGGCAGGACUUCCUCCUGAAGUACCCGUUCUCAGUGUCGGUCAAACUGUCCACGGGGUGCUCGGGGACGCUGGUGGGAGACCGCCACGUUCUCACGGCGGCUCACUGCGUUCACGACGGGAAGAACUACGUGAAAGGAGCGCAGAAGCUCCGAGUCGGGUUUCUUAAACCCAAGCACCGAGACGCGCCGCCGUCUUCCUCUCACGGUCCUUCCAACCUCACCAAUCACAUCGAAGGAGCAGCGUACGCCCCGCCCACCAACGACAAGAUGAAGUUCCAGUGGAUCAGAGCCAAGCGCACCCACGUCCCCAAAGGAUGGAUUAAAGGGAACGCCAAUGAUAUCGGGAUGGAUUACGAUUACGCUCUGCUGGAGCUCAAAAAGCCCCACAAACGCCGCCACAUGAAGCUCGGGGUCAGCCCGCCGGCUCUGAGGCUGCCCGGCCGCCGUGUCCACUUCUCAGGAUACGAUAACGACCGUCCGGGUCAGCUGGUGUACCGCUUUUGUCGGGCCGGCGAGGAGACGCCCGACCUGCUCUACCAGCACUGUGAUGCUCAGCCGGGCGCCAGUGGCUCGGGGGUCUACGCCCGCAUGUGGGAUGGACGGCGCCGGCAAUGGGAGCGGAAGGUGAUAGGCGUGUUUUCUGGGCACCAGUGGGUGGAGAAACACGGGGCGUCUCAGGAAUUUAAUGUGGCGGUGAGAAUCACGCCGCUCAAAUACGCUCAGAUCUGCUACUGGAUCAAAGGGAACUUUGUAGACUGUCGGGAGGGCUGAAGGAGACCUGGAGGGGAGGACAAGACCGCCAAAUCGACCUGGAGGCUUACGACGUCCUCAUACUCCUCAUACUCCCCCCCCUCCCCUCCCCUUCACUCACAGCACUGAUGUCAACACCAACAAACAAACAAACAAACAAACAAACUGAGUCUGUCUCCCUGAAUACAGAGCAGUCCAGUUACAGCACUAACACAUGACCACAGGGGGCGCUCUCUCCGUUUGUUUCCUCACCAUGAUGGAGGAACAUGGUAAUCAAAGGGUUAAUAUUUAGUGUUGCAGAUCAGAACCUUCUCUGGACGUUAAUGUGGAUCCCUGGUUCUUCUCAGGACCUUCAGGUCUGCAGGACGCUGUAGAGAUGUUUGGAGACGGUCUAACAGGAGCUGGACUGAUGGCGCUCUUUGACUGCAUCAUAUUUUAUUGUGUUUAUACUAAAGAUUGACCUGUUGAGACUCCUCAAGCUUUCUACUGAUGUUUAUGUGGAUGAAUGUACGAGUCAGCUACCAAAGUUUCACAUUCUCUCCAAACUGUUGAGUUUCUCUCCUCAGAGGAUCAUGGAGCACAGCACGCUCUGUCGUUUCAGAGCGAGUUUAAAGGUUUGCAGGCGACUGAGUGAGGCUGCAGGAGCAUGUGUUGAUGCAGAGCUCCCUCUGGUGGCAGACAUUAAGCACUGCAGGCGUCUGCACUGAACGCUGACUGAUGCACUUUUUGACUUCCUCUUUAACUUUGUGUAGUUUCAUUGUUUGUGUUCAGAGAUUGUAAAAUUAAAUGAUAUAUGCUUUAAAAUCA